Molecule: messenger RNA, 525 nt
Organism: Eruca vesicaria subsp. sativa (arugula)
Lineage: Eukaryota; Viridiplantae; Streptophyta; Magnoliopsida; Brassicales; Brassicaceae
Source: the annotation of a GenBank genome assembly
AUGAUCAGGGCUUGGCGUUUCAGAGUGCAACUACACAGGAUCUACCCUUACGCGAUUACCAAACUUGGGACUUACUAUAAGUAUAUCCUCGCAGAUGAAGAUGUCUCGUUCAGACUAAAUGUUACGCGCUGUACGCAAUUCCGCAUCAUCGAACCUCUGAAUAGUCGUCUUUUCUUGGACUUCAAAAGCAUCCAUGAAAUCCCUCGCAGGCACUGGCGUGACCUCAAAUAUCCCAUAGAUACAAUGGGAGUGGUCUUCAACAUGGAAGCCUAUCUCGAUGCCCCUUCCGGACCAAGGAUGGAGUUUUACAUAAGGGACAACAUACAGGUGAUUGUGGCCCUUAAGAUGUGGAGAGUCUGGAAAUUUAUCCGUUAUUUUGGUCCUCCUGAAAUAUGGCUUGAGACCGAAGGUGGAUUUGCGGACUUCAGGUUCAAUCCGCGUUUUCCCGAGGUUGAGGAAUUCAGGCAGUCUCUACUAAACAGCGACCCUUAUGUUCAGAAAUAUGGGGUUGAAGGUCUCGUGUAA